Molecule: messenger RNA, 5160 nt
Organism: Chelmon rostratus (copperband butterflyfish)
Lineage: Eukaryota; Metazoa; Chordata; Actinopteri; Chaetodontiformes; Chaetodontidae
Exons: 2
Coding region: 303-2780 (825 amino acids)
Cellular component (GO): nucleus
Source: RefSeq, a predicted model, not a curated record
GAGAGAUGGCUAACAGCAAGCUAAAGCAUAGCGGCUCGGUAGGUCCUGUUGACUAGCGUUAGUAUCGCGUCCACAGAAAGGAUUUAUUCACUGAAAACAUACAGCAGAUCAAAACGCUGCGAAACAACACUCCUUUAAGAGGGGGAUCGUCUCAGUUGUCAGUUUAUGGUUGCUUCAGGCUUCUCUUCUUUGAGGAAUGAACCCUGGACGUCAGGUGGCGAUGGAUGUGUACUCCACUGUGUAAUUGCAGCCUCUGAAUUUGGGACCUGCCUCCAGAUGACCAGUGGACCUCACCACUCAACAUGAAGCCUGUCAGCUAUCAAAGCAUGCCGUCGUCUGUGAGCGCCGCACAUCCGGCUUUGGAUCGCGUGUUAAGCACUUCAAACGUGAUGUAUUGUGAGAAAUGUGGAUUUGCUACACCAGAUCCUGCAGUGUUCAAGAAGCAUAUGAUUGAGCAUACGGGGACAAGGUUUUACUGCUUUUAUUGCAACAAUGUCUCAUUCAGUGAGGCAGAGUUAAAUGCUCACCUGAAGCAACACACUGCAAAGUAUCCGUUCAAAUGUCCUCACUGUGGACAGGGCUACAUGAGGAGGCUGUGCCUUGUGAAGCACAUUGAGCGCUUACAUAGUAAAGGCAUGAGUUAUGGACCUGCUAAACCUGGCAUGACAAAAAUUCCACAUGUUCCUGUCUCCAGUGCCUUACCAAGUGUGCCCACUGCUGAUCCAUCAUCACUUCGACCAGUUGUUCGUGUGACAGUACCCACCCCGAGUGCACCUGCAUUCAGACUGAGUAAAGAUGACCACAGGGAGAAAACACUGGACACAAAUGUAUCAAAUGCCACCAAUGGUAAUGUAGAACUUUUGUCCCCUUUGAAUGGACUCAUUCAGCACAACCGGGCUUUGACGGUCUCUCUUCCAGAGGAAGUGACAAUCCCUGCUGGCUGCUUGGUUGAACUUGUUGAGGUGAAAACUGUCAAUGGGACAAAGGAGCUAAAGCUGAGGCUCGUCUCUCAACAAGAAAACGAGUCUGUGAUUAAAGACACAAGAACCACAGUCUCUCAAAGCACUACACUGGGAAAGCAACUGUCGUCCACAUUAAAUCAUCCAAACACAAGUUUAGGGAUGUGCACAAUUAACAGGAAACAGUAUGAAACAAAGACAGUGAAUGUGGAGCAUCCUGCCGUUGUCCCGGUCAGUAUUUCCCAAAACCUCCCUAAUCAAAUCAGCAAAGAGAAGAGUGGAUUGAAAAGAACAUCACAAGAAAUAAUCAACUUGGAAUGUCACACUGUCCUGCCCAACAAGGUUCCCAAAACUAUCCUCAAUCCUGUAAGAGAAGGAAAUAUUGGAAUCAAAGUUACACCGAGAGAACCUGUGAACCAUAAUGCUGCUCCGCCCACUGUUGCCUCCAGUAGGGUUGCCAACAGAUUGACUAGCAUCCUGCAUCCAGAAAACAUGGGAACAUGUGUUUCUCAGAGAGUAGUGGAUGAGAGGAAGAAUUUAAUUCCAGAGCAUUCCAAGAGUAUCCCACCCAGGAGGGCAAAUGACAUAAAAAGCAUUCCUCGAGACGUGUCGUUGGCUGUGAAGCUGGAACCUGGGCAGAACCGCCUCAAGAACAACACUGCUUCAGAAAUAAAGACAGAAGCAUCAGGCUCCAACCAGCAAAGUCUGAAAUCAGCUUCUCCUUCCUUGAGUGUUCCCUUAGCUGCAGCUGCCCAGGUGAGACCUCCAGCGAUAUCAGUUUGUAAGGAUAAUGUCGCAAAGCCAUCUUUUUCCGUAGCCAGGAGUCAGCAUCAGCUCCCGUCAUUCAAAACGGCAGUGCUUUCUAAUGGCACAAAGAGCUCGGCUUGGGACCAGGAAGUCAAAGCCAGUGAGAGAGCCAUGGAGCGAGAUGUGCCAGAACCUGAGGGUUUUCCAGUCAUCUCCUCUGUGUUUUCAUUAAGUCAGCAACCAGAGGACGUGCAAGGCUCCAUUCAACCACUGGUAAUGGCUCUGCGUGGGAUAGUGAUGGAUAAAAGUCACAGCUCUGGUAGUCCAACUCCAGAUCACAUCAAGAUAAACAGCACUGAGCAGGUGAAGGAGGUGGCAACAUCAAAAUUCUGUGCUCAGGUGGCCACAAAAGAUGAACCCAUCACCCAUGACCUUUUGCUGACAGAGCAGACCAGUGAGUCUGUAAAAGUAGAGCAGCACCAUAAGGGUAUUCAGCACUCUUCUGCACUGACACUCAACCAUACCGAUGUCAAGGAGGAUAGAAAUUGCCCCCAGCCAAUAGACAAUAACAAAUGCAGUCACACACCUGAUUUAAAAUCUUCAACAGACAAGGAAUCUGAUUCUAAAAUUGGCGCAGAUGUAGAUGCAUGUGGGACUGCAGACCCACUGCAGCAAAUGGCAAAAAGUGAACAUGACAUCUCCUCAAAGUUCCUGACGGUCUCUCUGAAAAGGGUACAACUAGGCGUGUGGAAAAAAAACAAGAAGGGACUGAAACUUAGAAUAUCUAAAUAUAAGACACAGUUACCUAUGAGCAGUGUGACUGAUUGCACAGUUAUUUACCCGAUGCCGUUGAAGGUGGACCAACUGGUGAAACGACCGGGCCCGAACCAGCCUGUGGUGGUGCUCAAUCAUCCAAAGCCCCGGGCCUCCUUACAGGGAGCGAGACCAGACACUUUAGCAGACACUGGAGCCCCUGAGGUGGUUCCAAAUUGCCAAAUCUUAAAAAUGAGGCUGAGCAAAGUCAUGGGGCAGAAGUAUGAAGUGAUGGGGUGCACUGUUGGAGUCUUUCCAUGAAUUUAUCAGAUGAUGUAUCAAUGGACAGCUGUGUACAUUUAUGAGGAAAUAACUAGUAUUACAAGCUGUUGACUUAAAACAAAGAAAAUAUUGGGGCAGUUAUUUUCUUUAUGGGAGCGUAUGAUUAAAAAAUGGACAUCUUGGUAUCACUGAGCAUUGUUAUUAUAUGAAUGUUGUUUAUAUAGGCAUGGGAUAUGGACUAUUCAAGUGCAAUGCAGUUCGGCUGCUUUGAGUCUGAAAUAUGGACCAUCUGCUGGAGUAGAUUGCAGUCAGUGUACACAGAUGUAAAGUACUGUUUCAGAAAUUGAGAAACCGGUAGAUCUGUCAGAGUUGAGGCAUAAAUGCAUGCUGUUUACUUAAAAAUGAUAACAUACUGUAUUUAUUUUUUGUUUGCAUCAGUAAUGGUUUACUGUUCGUCUGGCCCCUCUAAGAUACAACCUGAAUUAGAGGCAGUACACCUGGGAUGAUCAAGUGUUUGUGUGCUAACCCACUCAGAAUAUAAACAAUGCCAUGAAGAUGCAGAACAUGGACAGCUCCCAGUUUCACUGAUGGAGAAAUCAGCGGAGGACACUAAGUAGUGAUGAAAAUAUUUGGUUUGUGAUGAUGUUCAUGUAAGAUGAUUUUGUGUGGGUCAAACUUCACACGCAAUAUGUAGCACAAAAAUUCUACAAUGAAAAAUGUCUUAUUCAAGGAUGAUUCCCCAGUUUCCUGUUGUUAAUAAUGAGAGUAACAGAACAGGAUCCCCCCUUUCGUCUUUUGUUGUGACAGUGGCUACGUGUAUAGAUGCAGCCUUCCGGUUCAGGAGCUACAUCCAAAAAGUCAAUAUUUCAACUCUGAUAACCUAAUUGGUCAGCAAAGCUUUCACCAUUUCAGAAGCUCCUCCAAAUUAGGCCUGAGAAGGGCAGCUUUCCCAGAGAUUGCAGCCAGUGUCAUAUGUCCAGCACUUUUGUCCUUGGUGUGUCAGUCGGUAAUGAAGUGGUGCAUUCAGGUACUCUUUGCAAACUCUUAAAUAUGAGAAAUAUUGCAUGACCAUGUCAUAUUUAUCAAAUGGUCAUCGGUCACUUUUAAUUCGUAUGUACUGUACUGGACCAGCGAAAAAGGUGUAAAUAAUGCGAGCUAGGCAUACACACCACUGUUUGUUCUUGGUAUUGCUGUGGAUAUGUUUCAUAUCACAGGGUGUUGCAGAGAAUUUGAAGCUUAUGUUUGCCAGAUGUCUUACAUGUGCUGUGUUGUGUGAAAUAAACUGUAAAUUUGGGCAUUAUUGUAUGGAAUGUGCCUGACCUUCCCACCAGUAUUUACCACUUUGACAGCCAUUCUUGGUGAUUAACUUGAAUGUUUUUCAACUUUACCAGUUGAGGAGGAGUGCCUGAAUGCACCGUUAGUUUUGGUUUCAGCGAGGUUAAGGCUUAAAGCUAACAUUUUGAGUAUUCCUAAUAGCCCCCAGUACAGAUUGAUAUGGAAGGUGUAUUUAACCUGGAUUUGAGGAUCAUUUUAGCAUUUUUAAUGUCUAAUUAAUCACAGAUAUUUUGUGAAAUUAACUUUUUUAGGUUACAGUCUCGGAAAUAAGUGUUAAUGCCUAAAAAUCAUCUUGGAUUUUUGUACUCCUUGUGCUUUAUGGUUUUGUUUCCUUGAUGUCACAACUUCAAUACAUAGCCUCUUUGCAGAAGAAGCUGGAGCUUAAACUGCAAAAUGGAGUGGAUAAAAGCAGUCAAAAAUGGUUCAUUACUGUAAAAGAAAGCCACAUACUUUAAAUUAUUUUUAAUAUUUUCUAAUUAUUUUUAUCUUACCGCCAUGUUCAUACUCAGUGACUGUAGUAAUUCUGGAGCCCUUGAAAACCUGUUAAAACUUGUAUAUUUUUCAAAAUAUGUCAAAACAAGCAAUCUUGUUCCAAAUACUUUUCAGAGCUGUUUUCUUACGACAGCAUUGCAACACCUGUGUGUUCUUGUUUAUAAUGUAAUCAUAAUGUAUGAGGUGCUAGACCUACAAUGGCAUUUAUAGGUUUUGGUCACCCACAGGUGUUAUUGUGUAUAUACCUAUAGAUACAAAACGUGAUAACUGGUGUUCAUACUCAGUAGGGAAUGGUAAACAUUCCUUAGCCUCUUCUGCAACAGCAGUUAUGUUGUGCUUCAUCCUCCACACUCUGCAGUGUCUCGAGCUGCUGUGCAGUCUUUGUUAUAUAUAAUUACUUUAAAGGUGUUUAAGGGUGUGACAGUUCCAUCUGAAUGUUUUGCUUUGCCUUUCAUUCAUUUGUUUGUGCGAGAAUUCGUCAUGUUACAGUUCCUAGUUUUUGGUUCUCUUCAUACUCAGUGGUCAUUACCGUGUUUCAUGCUUUUAUAAUAAUUGUGUAACUCCACUUUUUUCUAUUAAAACAAAGUAAAUG